UUUCAGGCUCAGACAGGGCAGCUGGCAUCUGCCGCUCGGACGUCGCCGGGGGAGGCGGAGACCUUCUGGCGCGCCGCCCUGCCUGGCUCCCCCAUGCCGGACGCCAUCUUCGAGCUCCUGCACCACGACACCGGCGUUCCGGACGGCGCGGUCGAGGCCGCAAACGACGAUGAUAAACCGCCCAUGAACUUCAACUACGACGACUACAGGGCUCUUCCCCGGAGCGAAGCCACCGCUGCCCCAUCUCCUGACGUGCUGCUCCGCGCCGCCGUGCGCGACGAGGAGACGGUGUUCUUCCUCGAGGAUGCUGUGUGCAUCGGAGAGAGCCUUCCCUUGCACAGCAGUACCAAGCUAGCCACCGCCGCUGCCUCUGCCGGGGAGGCGUCGGCACGACUGCCUCUCGAGCUGUACACCGUCCACUCCGUGAGGGCGGUGGAGGGGUCUAGCUUCGUCGUGUGUCGCGGCGAGCCUGGCCACGGCGCCGUGUACGGGUGUCGCGCCACCGGUCCGGCGAGGGCUUACGUCUUGGGUCUGGCCUGCGAGCGCGGGGACGCGGCGGUGACCGCGGUCGCCGUGUGCCGCACCGACACGUCCCAGUGGGAUCCUGAUCACGCGGCGUUCCGACUCCUCGGCGUGAAGCCAGGCGGCGCCGCGGUGUGCCACGCCGUGCCCGAUGCGCUGGUACUCUCGGCUAAGAACGGGAAGAGCUCCACCGCAAAUUAAGUGCCCGACGUACGUCCACGACUCCGCGUUCCCGUAUUUGUAUGUCGUGAUGUAUAAUU
This is a messenger RNA of Lolium perenne, 782 nucleotides long. RefSeq names its product BURP domain-containing protein 15-like. The record is from RefSeq and is a predicted model, not a curated record. Lineage: Eukaryota; Viridiplantae; Streptophyta; Magnoliopsida; Poales; Poaceae.